AUGACAGAGAAUGACGGCACUGCUCGUGGCGGAUGCAGUAUUCAAGCGGUGGAAGCCGCUACCGUGGACGCUGCCGACAGAAAUGAGCAAAACAUGGAAGCCGCUACCAUGGAUGCUACCGACAGAAAUGAGCAAAACACUGAUAAGGCAACGAUGGCCGGGGGUAUGCCCGCUCGAGAUGAGAUAGACCGGUUGGUGGAUGAGCCGCCACGAAUGCUUGAUAUGGAAGUGAAUGGGAAGAAGGUCUCGUUCGAGCUGGAUACAGGCGCAUCCCUCUCUAUCAUUGAUGAGAGAACGUGGAGGAUGCUAGGCCGACCGCGGUUAGAAGAAGCGAAGGUAGCGGCGACAGCAUUUGAUAAUAAGCGUAUUACGUUCCAGGGCAAAGUGCCUCUGCACAUCAGUUUCGCCGGGAAAGAGGCGAUAGUAGAUGUACAUGUCUUCAAAGAGGCAAGCCACUCUUUGUGUGGUAGAGACAUGAUAAGAAGAUUGCAGAUUGACUGUGGACCACAUUAUGACAGGGUGCACAGUGUUACGCAGAUGCCCAAAGUAGAAAUUAAAAAACAAUUGGUGCGCAUUCUGAAUAGCAAUAAACGGCUAUUUCAAGAUGGUUUGGGCAGAGUCACACCCCAUGCAGCAACCGGUAAGGCACCGGCAGAAAUGCUGAUGGGAAGAAGUUUGCGGACGACAUUAGACAUUAUCAAGGCUGGAAAGAGAAAGGGGACAAGUAAAUAUAGAGAAGAGAUGAAGAGGAAUUAUGACAGAGGCAAGAAGGAAAGAACUUUCGAAGUGGGACAGGAAGUAUUCAUAAGGAACUAUACCGGGUCAGGAGACCGGUGGAUACCCGGGAUGGUGAUGAAGGUCCUGGGGUCAAGCACCUAUGAGGUGCACUAUGGCAUGGGGGUAAGGAAAACCCAUGCGGACCAAAUGAAACCGAGGGUGAUUCCUUGGGAAGCAAUAGAUGACAACCUCUUAAGGAAAAUGGAUCGGAAAUUGCCCAGUAGAAGUACAGGAAGAAGCUCACCGGGCAGACAGGUUGGGGCGGCACCGUCGGAGCAGGAAAGGUUGCGUCGCUCGCGCAGGAAGCGGCAAGCAACCGAGAAGAUGAGGGACUUCUUGGAAAAUAGGAAGCGGAGGAAGAUAAAUGUGAUACGGAUAGCGGGGGAAGAUGGAAAUAAAAACAAGCGAGAUCACUCGAGACCCUAUAAAAGGGGCUUGGAGGAGUGUGGUUCCUCAGUUAUGUUCGCCCUGCCGACAAAUGGAGCGCUUCCAGGAGGACAAGUCCAGCAGCAAGCCGGGCCGCCAAUGAUCGUCCUAACCGGGCCGCAAGGCGGUCCCGGCUGUCCAGACGCCGUCUGUCGCGGCGUGGCCGGCGGUGGUGUCGUGCGUGGCACCGCCGUCGGCGCCCGCAUUGGGAGGAAGGCGCCGCCCACGGCGCAAUAA
This is a messenger RNA of Ostertagia ostertagi, 1440 nucleotides long. Lineage: Eukaryota; Metazoa; Nematoda; Chromadorea; Rhabditida; Trichostrongylidae. The record is from the annotation of a GenBank genome assembly.